GAGGACCCUCCCCUUUACUUUUUCUGCCACAUUGCGCUGCAAAGUGUGAGAGCAAAAGGUAGGGAUAUGCUACCCUUGUUAUUCUUAGGCCUUCUGGCGCACGCCUGCUUGGUGAGGCCCCAACAACUCCAGCCCAAAAACAUAUUCAUCUUAGCCGGACAAAGCAACAUGGCCGGCCGUGGAGGCGUGGUUAACAGCGCCUGGGACGGCAUAGUCCCUUCCCAGUGCCAGCCCAACCCCUCCAUUCUCCGACUCAGUGCAAACCUCACUUGGGUUCUAGCCCAGGAGCCCCUCCACGCGGACAUCGAUGCCAACAAGACCACUGGGGUCGGACCCGGCAUGCCUUUCGCCAACGUUGUCUUGGCCAAAGACCCAACCUUUGGGGUCAUUGGUCUGGUCCCAUGCGCGAUCGGAGGGACUGCAAUAAGCCAUUGGGGCCGAGGGACUUCCCUCUACAAACGGUUGGUGAGGAGGGCUCAGGCUGCGCUGCAAGACGGUGGGACAAUCCAAGCGCUUCUUUGGUAUCAAGGCGAGGCAGACACAGUGAGUAAAGAAGCUGCCGAUUCAUAUGGGGCAAAAUUGGAGAGCUUUUUCAUUGACGUCCGAGAAGAUUUGAAGUCUCCAAUGCUCCCAAUAAUCCAGGUGGCUCUGGCGUCAGGUCAAGGACGUUUUGUGGACACUGUUAGAGAAGGUCAGCUGGGAAUUGACCUUUUGGAGCUCCAAACCGUUGAUGCCAAGGGUUUACCGCUCGAACCGGAUGGUCUACACCUGACGACGCAAGCCCAGGUUCAACUAGGGGAGAUAAUGGCGAAUACAUUCCUUCAAUUGAUACCCAGUAAUCGCCCCAUCCUCAGCCCUAUUCAAAGCAGUGCUCCCAGAAGGUGUUCCAAUUUUCUCUUGGAACUUUUUCAAUCAGAAUAGGAGGCUUCAUUGUUCUGAUCAUACUAAUUAGAGCGAGCUUCCCACUACGUAUUCAAUCAUCUCCAGGAAGGGCUAUCAGCUAUGUGAACAUGCCGAGUCAUCAUCAAGCACUUGAAUUACCUAACAUAACAGGCUUUCAGUACCUGGGAUGUCCAUUAACUCGGGUGGCAUAAACUCCCUCUAGUUUCUUAGAGACUGUUGAUUUUAAUUCAACUGAAAAUGUCCUUUUCUUCCUGCCUAUUUUUCUAAAGAAGAGAUUAAAUUGAAAAGAUAUUUGAGGGAUUA
Molecule: messenger RNA, 1206 nt
Organism: Alnus glutinosa
Lineage: Eukaryota; Viridiplantae; Streptophyta; Magnoliopsida; Fagales; Betulaceae
Product: probable carbohydrate esterase At4g34215
Exons: 2
Coding region: 67-921 (284 amino acids)
Source: RefSeq, a predicted model, not a curated record